AUGACAUUCAACCCAAACAACAUCACCCUCGUGUACACAGGCUACUACGUCCCCGCCAGCAGCGGCACGUACGAAUUCUGCUCCGCCGAUGCUGACAACGUUGUAAACUUUUACUUUGGCCAGGCGGCGUUCCCCUGCGGCGACGCGUCUGUUACCUCGACACCAGCCGGCAUCGAUCCUACAAUUUAUCAGGCCUUCGGCUUCACCCCCGCAACCGUCUGCGUGUCGAGAGAUCUCGUGGCCGGCUUGCCGUACCCGAUGCGUAUCGUCUACGGCAACUACGGUUUGCCUGCGGGUUCGACCGUCACGAUUGCUCCUCCUGGGGAGGCCGGGUCUUCCACUUGGGCUGGGCAGUUGUACGAGGGGACUUGCACGACCUUGACGCCACCGACGAGAUUCAAGCAACUGUAA
Molecule: messenger RNA, 411 nt
Organism: Verticillium alfalfae VaMs.102
Lineage: Eukaryota; Fungi; Ascomycota; Sordariomycetes; Glomerellales; Plectosphaerellaceae
Exons: 1
Coding region: 1-411 (136 amino acids)
Source: RefSeq, a predicted model, not a curated record